ACCGAUCCUCUCCAGAGUCCGUGAUUAAAGGUAGAAGAUCAAAACAGAAAAAAUAUUCAAUUAGGUCUCCUGCAUCAAUGUUGACGGUUCGCUCAUAAUGCUCAACAGAUGUGAGAGCCUUUUAAGACUUGUAUUGCUUUCCUCCCUCAGUGACAGUCAAAGAUAUUGAUUAAAAAAAGAACGAAGGAAAACAAAUAGAAUAUAAUAUGUUUUUUUUUUCCAUUUAAAUGUGAGUCCUCAUGGAAACAUCACAUGGUGCAUCGCUGACCUGAAAGCCAGCUUUGCUAAUGAGAAGUGAAGGUGCUCCGACUGUCCCGGCGUGCGACGCAGCCCCCGCCUCUCUGAUCUCCGCUUCAAUGCGUGCUUUAUCCUGCGAUCUCCAACAUCACAAAGCUGAAGGACUUCCUGUUGCAGCACAGGAAGGAUUAUGUGAACGCCGACAGCCUCGUCUCCUCCAGUGUGUCACGGAUGACGGACACAGAGCGGGACCAGAUCGACCAGGACGCGCAGAUCUUCAUGCGGACGUGCUCGGACGCUAUCAAGCAGCUCCGAGCAGAGGCUGAGAAGAACGUCAUCUCCACCCAGGUGAAGGAACACAGGGGAGCCAUUCUGAACCUGAUUGAGGAGUACCUGAAAGGUAUAUGCAAGCUGUACUCAGAGCAGAGAGCAAUCCGAGUGAAGAGAGUUGUGGACAGGAAGAGGCUAUCACGCUUGGAGCCCGAGCAGCACAGCAGGAGCAGCAUGCAGCAGAGCCCCGUCACAGAGAAGACAGAGGAGGAGAAGGAGCCGAUGGAGGAGACCAGCGAAAAGGUAUUGUCAGAGGUUGCGGAGGACAGUGUCAGCACCUGGGAGGAGGCCAAAGUGGAGGACGAGUUGUCACCAGAGGAAAUUCAGAUGUUUGAACAGGAGAACCAGAGACUAGUUAGCGAGAUGAGCAACCUGGUGGAUGAAGUAAGAAAGAUCGAGGGCAAAGUGGUGGAGAUCUCUCGGCUCCAGGAGAUUUUUGCUGAAAAGGUCCUGCAGCAGGAAACGGAGAUAGAUAACAUCCACCAGCUUGUUGUAGGAGCCACAGAAAAUGUCAAAGAAGGGAAUGAGGACAUUAGAGAGGCCAUCAAGAACAAUGCCGGGUUCCGUGUGUGGAUCCUCUUCUUCCUCGUCAUGUGCUCCUUCUCACUGCUCUUCCUGGACUGGUAUGACAGCUAGCCUAUCAUGAGCAGCACCACAGCACAUGGAUGCCCUGGCAGUCUGGUGCCACGACAGUAGGCCAUUGGUUGAAGCUCCACUCUGUUUACCAUACCCACCCAUAAAGGAAGUCUAGUCCUUGACAUCUUGGCUUUUCCUGUCCUGGCCUCUCCUUGUCCUCCUCCUCUUCAUUACAGGAAAAGCAUAACCUAUCAGGGAGUCUGUAUUAUGUUAUUUCGUCUCUGAUUCCAUGCUCUGCUUCACACUAAGAUGAGAUUGUCGGUCCGUGGGGAUGACUGACUCUACAUAAAGGGUGCCUUGAUGGUGUCAUGUUAACUGUAACGUCCUUUUUACCUGAGCUGCAUGGGGAGCCUCUCAAUAAUGUUCAGCCAGGCUGGCAUAGCGCUUCACACUUUGGGAAUAAAUGUGUCUGAUUUA
Messenger RNA from Brienomyrus brachyistius, 1620 nucleotides. It is a transcript of the gene stx18, whose product is annotated as syntaxin 18. Gene Ontology annotation, cellular component: endoplasmic reticulum; membrane; SNARE complex. Gene Ontology annotation, biological process: intracellular protein transport; retrograde vesicle-mediated transport, Golgi to endoplasmic reticulum. The record is from RefSeq and is a predicted model, not a curated record. Bases 469 to 1203 code for a protein of 244 amino acids. The transcript has 11 exons. Gene Ontology annotation, molecular function: SNAP receptor activity. NCBI's taxonomy places the organism in Eukaryota, Metazoa, Chordata, Actinopteri, Osteoglossiformes, Mormyridae.